Symbiodinium necroappetens is the source of this 990-nucleotide messenger RNA. The record is from the annotation of a GenBank genome assembly. Lineage: Eukaryota; Dinophyceae; Suessiales; Symbiodiniaceae.
AUGGCGAAACUUUCUGUACUAGAUUUAUCCCCGAUCAAUGAAGGGCAAACAGCUGGCGAUGCUCUGGCCAACUCUUUAAGCCUGGCCCAGCACGCAGAAGCGCUGGGCUACCACCGUUACUGGGUGGCGGAACACCACAAUAUGCCUGGUAUCGCCAGCGCAGCUACCGCGGUGGUCAUAGGACACAUAGCUGGAGGUACCCAGCGUAUCAGGGUAGGCGCUGGCGGCAUCAUGUUACCUAACCAUGCGCCGAUUAUGGUGGCCGAGCAGUUUGGUACGUUAGAAGCGUUGUUCCCCGGACGAAUCGAUCUUGGCCUGGGACGCGCGCCCGGUACCGAUGGUGUUACCGCCCAGGCACUGCGGCGCACGUUGAAUUCGGAUCCGAAUAAAUUCCCGCAGGAUGUACUCGAGUUACGCGAAUAUCUCAAAGAUGCUCAACCCAACGCGAGGGUUCGCGCUGUCCCCGGUGAAGGCAGCCAUGUGCCUUUGUAUAUUCUUGGCUCCAGCCUGUUUGGCGCUCAACUCGCAGCGAUCCUCGGCCUGCCGUUCGCUUUUGCCUCACAUUUCGCCCCUGCUGCCAUGAUGCAGGCACUGCAGAUCUAUCGCAGCGAAUUCGAACCGUCAGAAACUCUUGAAGCACCUUAUGUCAUUCUGGGCUACAACAUCUGUGCAGCUGACACUGAAGCUGAGGCACGCUAUUUACGCACCUCUGGACUACAGGCUUUUUUGAAUCUGCGUUUUGGCAAUCCGGGCAAACUGCCGCCACCGGUGGAAGAUUUCGACAGCACGCUGACAGCCCAGCAGCAACAGGUCAUGGCGCAGAUCAGCUCCGCAGCCUCGGUUGGAACGGCUGAUCAGGUGCGCCAGGACGUAGAAGCAUUUCUGCAGCAGACCCAGGCUGACGAACUGAUCGUUACCAGCCAGAUUUAUGACCACGCUGCACGUCUUCGCUCUUACGAAAUUGCCAAACAAGCCUGCUGCGGCCUGUAA